Molecule: messenger RNA, 3368 nt
Organism: Leptinotarsa decemlineata (Colorado potato beetle)
Lineage: Eukaryota; Metazoa; Arthropoda; Insecta; Coleoptera; Chrysomelidae
Gene: ETHR
Product: ecdysis triggering hormone receptor
Biological process (GO): G protein-coupled receptor signaling pathway
Cellular component (GO): plasma membrane
Molecular function (GO): G protein-coupled receptor activity
Source: RefSeq, a predicted model, not a curated record
AUGAACAGAAAUGUAAACUUACCUAUUAUUUCCAGCCCAAUGAUAGGCAUAGCAGAAUUCAAACACAUCGAAUAUUUCGAUGGAUCCAAGGUUCCAGCCUGUCACACACUAGCCAACACGUUUUGGUCUGCCCUCUACUUCCUCAGCAGCAUCCUCCUUUUCUUCAUUGUUCCUUUGAUCAUCCUCGUGGUGUUGUACUUCAUCAUAGCAAAAAAUCUCAUCUCUAAUGCAGCUACGUUAGUUUUGAACAAGCACAUAGAUAAUUAUUCUAUUAGAGCAAGGAGACAAGUGAUUUUGAUGUUGGGAACGGUAGUUUUAAGUUUUUUUCUUUGCUUGAUACCGUUUAGAAUUUUUAUUUUUUGGAUUAUUGUAGCACCGGAAGAAAAUAUUCUCAGACUAGGCGUUGAGAAGUAUUACAAUAUUUUAUAUUUCUGUAGAAUAAUGGUUUAUCUAAACUCAGCAGUGAAUCCGAUACUCUAUAAUUUGAUGAGCUCCAAAUUCAGACACGGCUUUGUCAUUUGUUCAGAUACCAAAAGAAAAGUAUUUCGGAGAUCCAGAAAUGGUACAUCCAGUACCACUGCUACUAGGAGUAGCAGUACCUUCAGAAGUAGCCAUGACAGUUAUAAUUACAGGGUUUGUUAUAGACCACGAAAUAAUUCAAGCUUAAUGAAAAGUUUCAGUGAGUCUCCUGACUCUAACAGAAGCACUGACUCACAUUCAAUUAUACUGAAGGAAUUGUCUUCAAAAACCGCGUGUUCUCUCAAAACUACUAGUAUAGACGAAGAAUAUGACGAUUUUGAUGUCGGAAAUACUAGGGAUCAUGCUAAUUUCAAUGUGCUUACAGACAACGCUUUAAUUUUCCAGGAAGGCACAGAUUUUAAAAAAUGUUUUCAUAGUAAAUGUUAUGACAAUACUGAGGAACAAAUCGAUCUUCAUGAAAAAUUCAUGAAACUUGAUCGAAAGCAAGACGAAGAAAGUUUUGUUUAGACUGGAUUGAAGUUUUGGAUCCUGGCGAGAUUUAACACACUAUUUGGUCUAAUACUUCUGGUUCGGAAGAAAUUGGUUCAUCCUAACUAUUUAUUUGUUAUCCCAUACUGAAAACUGAUCCAACGAUUAUUGCAAGAAAUAUACAGAGUGUCAAAUCGAAAACUUUCCCUCUUUGUUAUCUACCUUGCAAAAAAAUUAUAUGAAAAAUACAUAAACCAUCAGUAAUCAAAGUCAAAAAAGAUGAAUAGCAGUUGCUUGCUUGGAGGCUGACAAAUUUCAAUUAAAAUUGCUAUAACAUCUCCCACUACGAAGACGCCAUCUUUGGGAUCAACAGUCAAGGAGAGUCAAAGAUGAACUUGGCUUCCCAAGACAAUUAGUUUCACUUCAGCUUUGAUUGCAAGGCGACUAGUUGGAAACAAUGGUAAAAAACAAAUUUAUUGCUGUCCUUGAAGAACAAGCUUGUGAAAGUAAAGUCGCUGACAUCUUCCUAAGGGGAGAUGCCACUCAUGGGACCAACUAGUUACCUCGCAAGAAAACUAGUGAGAGACAUAGGAUAUAAGUCUUUCGCCGAUCGAUGUCGCAGCUUGGCUUUGCACCAAACUUUCUUAAAGAGUCUCGUUCAUCUUUGAUAACAGUAGGUUGAAUCUUCUGUCGAUAUCAUAGAUGUCUUCUUCGUUAGGAGAUAUGCCAUUGCCUUUACUUUCUCAAGCUUGUAGCGUCUAAAAAUGCAUCAAUAAUUCAGCCUACUAUUACUGAUGAGGUCUAUGGUGAGUUGAAAUAGCACUGUCUUGUGUUGGGUCACGGUUGCUCCAUCUUCAGACUCUUCUGAAAAAAUACUAUGUUGAGUCUCCUUUCAAUAAAAGUUCAUCAAAUGAGAGAUUUUCAAUUCUUAUUUGAAUUGGAGUGUGUUCGAGAACGGCAACGUUUCUUUUGAAUUUCAGAAUUCUAAAUCCUGGAGUUAGAUACGUUUUUAAUUUGGUUACAAAAUUUUUUCAAAUACUGAUAGUACGACAAAUAUAAUGAAAAACAUUCGAAAGUAUUCAUUGUAGAAUAUACUAGCUCCCAACACAAACAGUAGCAUGACAAAAAACAAAUACAGAACGGCCACAAAAAAAAUUUAUUUGAAUUAGUACCCUUGAAUAUAGUGCUCCACACUGUUGAUAUUUCUGGUUUGAUGGAUUGAUAGAAUAGGAGCAACUAAAUUAUCUUCAAUAUCAUUAGAUCAAACUUCUUCAGAAGACAUCAGUUAUUCAUAAGAGACCGGUCAAUUCCUGUUGAAAUGUUUAUGAAUGUUAUAUGGAGGAUACGAAAAAGUCUAUGUGAGUGAAGUGGUCUCAAGAAUUUUUUUUCAAAUCAUCAACUCAUGCCAUAUAUAUCAAAUUCUCCAUCUGGUGUACCCGAAGAGUGAAAGAGUAGAACCGCUUUUUCUGAGAUUAUUUGUAAAUGAUAUAUUCCCUUUCAAAAAUCAUUUUUGCUGAUGUUAUAAAACUUCAUAGGAAACUCACUCCUUUCCAAGAACAGUUUUCCCCAUAGCCUACGAAUACACCAACAAUAGUGGCUCAUUGCAGAAAGUAGUAGACCUUGACAGCGAAUUGACAUGCAUGCAAUACCUAUAUCGACAAAAUGAUAUCAAAUAUUAUAUAACAGAUCUUCGGGAUUUCCUGAACGCACAAAACACAAAAUCACAAAUCCGAAGUUAUCGUUUGUCUUUCUUUGUUUAGUGUGCAGCAAACUAGAAUAUUUUAGUUCAAUAUUAAACACAAGUUGUAACAAAUACAUGGGGAUGCCACAUUUGUUAAAAGAAAAUUAUAUUUGUAAAUUUAUUCAUUUCGUGAAACACAAAAUUCACCUGGACAUAAGUAUGAUUAUAAUUCUCUACUAGUACAUUUUAGACUAAUCAGCUUGAGAAAGCGAAGAGAAAUGGCAGAAAUAAUAUUCGUUCCCAAAUAUUCAACAAUCACUUCUCAUCAUCCUUACUAUCCUUCUUAAAUUGUAACUUACCAGGUGUUACAUCGAGAUCAUAACUUGUCUUCAACUUCUAUAGUUCCAUCUCUUGAAUGUGUAGACAAAUUAAUACUAUUCACUAGCACUAGCACUAGCACUAGCAUUUUUACAAUAAAUUGUAUUCAAAACGCGUUUCGCUACACUGUAGCUUCAUCAGUUAAUGAUGUCAUACCAUGGGGAAUAAACUUAUAUUUCAAAACUAUGUCGACUUGUCACAGCUUUUUGAUUUUUCAGAAAUUUUCCUGGAAGAAAGAUAUUAAAGACGGAAAGUUUUCAUUUAAACAUUCUGUAUGAAAAGUAGGUGUAUAUUUGCAUAGAAAUUCACUAAUUUAGGAUUAUCGUAGUAGUAGUGAAUCUUGCCGCUUCCAUUUCAAAUG